Molecule: messenger RNA, 1590 nt
Organism: Exophiala bonariae
Lineage: Eukaryota; Fungi; Ascomycota; Eurotiomycetes; Chaetothyriales; Herpotrichiellaceae
Exons: 2
Coding region: 1-1590 (529 amino acids)
Source: RefSeq, a predicted model, not a curated record
AUGUCACCAUCCCACUUUGAACCAGUUUCGCCUAUCGACAUCACCGCCGCUAACUCUUCUAAACGCAACACCCGCGCUGUUGGAUUUUCCGACCUCGACCUCGACGAAAAAUCAGACUUCAGAAGUAACGUGAGAGCAUUCCCCUCGAGGACAAAUUCGACGGCUUCCUCUACUGCUCCGUCGGUGAAUCAACCAGUGAGGAAGGCUCGCUUUGCCGAAGCCACUUCUGUCUUCUCACCAGCGGAUGGUCCUGGAGAACAUCUAUCUCCAUUCGCAGAUCCCAAGAUGGCAGACCAUCAAACCGACAACGCAAGGGCCACUCCCAAGCCAUCAGAUGUUGGCUUCGGCUAUAUCUCAGACAACCAACCUGUCGAACAACAUGCAACGAUACGAGGUGAUCUCAAUCCCGGUGGUGGUCCGUUGAAAUCCGCUCUCAAGACACCCGGCACAGCAGCACGUCUACUGAACCCGUUAAGCCCAACGUUCAGAGAAGAAGUAAUGUUGGAGAAGCAGGAAGACAGCACCGACAAGGAACAGGCCAAGGAUCUGAAAGUCAAAACCCGUGUGCGCAUGGCCAAAAUGAUUCUCCGCGGUGUCAACUUCAGCUGUUCACUGAUCGUGCUCGCCAUGCUCUCGACGGUCUUGACCAUCUUCCACGCCACCAAAGCAAUCCCACCCCGCAACAACAUGCCCGCAUGGGCACCCAACCAAAAAACAUGGCCACAGAUCGUCGUGCUGUCGAUCGCAUGUGUCUCACUACUGUUCUCCAUCGUCGUCAUCUUUGCUUACUGCCGGGGCGGACACCGCCGCGCCGAGAAAGUCGCCGUCUACUACACCAUGUUUGCGGUCGGAUGGUUCAUGUUCAGCAUCAUCAUGUGGGUUGUCGGGGCCGGGGUGCUGCACGGCUCGAAAUCCAACGGGAACGGACAGGACAUGUGGGGGUGGAGCUGCAAGGACAACAAGCGGCGGCAACUGUUCGAGGACGACGUGCACUACGCGCUCGUGUGCCGGCUGCAGGACUGGUCGCUGAUCUGCUGCAUCAUCGAGGUGGUGGUCGAGGUCAUCGUCAUCGCCAUCUACGGCAUCGUCUUCUACCGCUUCUGGAGCAAGAACCGGCUGCGCAAGUCCAUGGACGCCCGCGACAAGGCCCGCACAGAUCUCUACCUCGCCCAGCUGCGCACCCAGUCCGCCCCCAACACCCCGGGCUUCGCACAGACGCCCCGCACCCCGGCCUUCCCGGGCUAUCACAACAGCAAGGCCUACGACGCAUACAACAGCGCCGAGCGCGGCGAGUCGCCCGUCCGCUCGCCCCAGUCCGCUGGCAGCAACACCACCGCCUCGCCCUUCAGGCUGCAGGCCCCGCCCAUCCGUGUGCAUCACGCGACGCCCAAGGCCCCCGCGGCCGAGACGUUUGCCAUCGACACUUCUCGCGCCGUCUCGCCACCCCUCUCCUCCCCGCUGCCCAAGCCAGAGGACAGAAUCCACAAUCACGCCGAGGCCGCCGACGGCGAGCAAACCUACGCCGCCGUCCCCAUCCCCGGCGCGUAUCAGACGUCCGCGAGGGCCCCCACGCCCGGUCAGGCGUUCUGA